AUGACUCCAAGCGUACCUCACAUUGCGGGCCAGCUCCGACAACUGGUGUAUUAUCACCUUGAUAACAACCUUUUGAAGAAUGCCCUCUUCCUUGCCGCUCGUCUAGUCGCCUACGAGCCACGAUCGACCGAAGCAGCAUACUUGCUCUCAUACUGCCAGUACCAAUCUGGAUUCGUCAAAGCUGCUUGGGACACUAGUCGAUCUGCAGGUCUAAGAGGAUCACAUCUGGGAUGCAGCUAUGUCUUUGCGCAAACCUCACUUGAAUUAGGGAGAUACCUUGACGGUCUCACGGCACUGGAGAAGAGCAGACACCUAUGGCAGAACAGAAAUACCUGGGGUCAACACAACGAGACAAGACGACAGCAUCUCCCCGAUGCUGCAGCAGUCUUGUGCCUGAAAGGGAAGUUAUGGAAGGCUCAUAAGAAUGUCGACGAGGCAGUGGAAUGUUGGGCCGCGGCGUUGAAGUUAAAUCCUUUUAUGUGGGAUGCUUUCAUGGGACUUUGCGAUGCCGGUGCCAAAGUCAGCAUUCCUAAUAUCUACAAGAUGUCUGCGGAAAUGAUAGCCAUGGUCCAUCUGUCCCAGCAACAAACGGCAAAGAUUGAGAACCUAUCAGCAGCCACCACCGAGAAGACCUCGGUUUCGAACCAUGUCUCUCAGCCCAAUGGAAACAGCCAUCCACCAGACCCCUUCGUGUCAGCACGGAAACAAAAUGGAAACUUGCAACAAGGUAGCUCUGUUCUUUGGGAAAAGCUGAAUGGCAGUAAAGUGAGCGUCAAUACUGGAAGUACCGUCUUGGACGAGGAAGGCCUGAACACUCCUGCAGAAGCAGAGACGGAAGAAGGUGUCCUGCGAGGCGGAGCCGUCCAUCAAUAUCAUGAGCCACCUCCGGCUCCAAUGAGAAAAGCAAAGAGUGCGGCCGAAGCUCCUACGGACCCUCCUCCUAGGUGGAAGACCGGAUCCACACGAAUGAAGACGAAAAACAAAAGCAACUCUGAUGACACUACGGUUUUGCAGGACCCUCCACCACCGUCGGCACCUUCUAAGAGAACUGUUUCUGGUCAACCGGCUCCUACGAAUCACGCGCAGUCAAGUACUACUGAAGGGACAAGAAGAAGUAAUCGGCUUCUCAAUACCACCAGACCACCGAGUACCAGCGGUACAGCAGGAAACAAGAUGUCAUCGUUGGCAAACACACUGGGUCUACGAGAAGGACGAGAUAUCAAGAAAGCCAAAGCCCCAGCGGUGAGAGGUCGCACGGCCAAUGCUUCUACUGUGGGGAGAGUCGUCAGUGGAAAUCGAACUAGGACGGGAUCAGCAGACACCAUGGACGUUGAUUCCAAAGACCCGAAAACGGUUGCCAAUGCUCCCCCAGCGCCACCGCUCCCCAAUCAUAAGACCAGAGUUGAGUCGGCCGUCAAUAAGGAUCUGGAAGCAGUUCAGAGUCUUUUGGACCUCUUUGGAAGAAUCGCAUCAGCUCAACUGUGUUUGUCAAAUUACGACUGUCAAACCGCCAUUCAGAUCUACAAUUCUCUUCCGUCGGCACUACGAGAGACACCGUAUAUCCUGGCUCAGAUUGGUAAGGCAUAUUAUGAGCAAGCGUCAUAUGCCGAAGCAGAGAAAUUCUUCAUUCGAGUGAGAUCAAUAGCACCCACUCGUCUAGAAGACAUGGAGGUAUAUUCCACGGUUCUGUGGCAUUUAAAGUCGGAAAUUGAGCUUGCGUACUUGGCUCAUGAACUUAUCGAGGUCGAUAGACUGUCACCUCAAGCAUGGUGUGCCAUUGGCAAUUCGUUUUCGCUCCAACGUGAGCAUGAACAAGCUCUGAAAUGUUUCAAACGCUCUACGCAACUUGACCCUCAAUUUGCGUACGGCUUUACUUUGCAAGGCCACGAGUAUAUCGCCAACGAAGAGUUUGAGAAGGCCCUUGAAGCUUAUCGAGCCGCAAUUGCUGCGGAUGGUCGUCAUUAUAAUGCCUGGUACGGCCUCGGCAAGGUCUAUGAGAAGAUGGGCAAAUGGGCAGUCGCCGAACAGCAUUAUCGAACCGCGGCCAAGAUCAACCCUACGAAUGCAGUACUCAUCUGUUGCAUUGGCUUGGUCCUUGAGAAAUUGAAGAAUCCUGAACAUGCUUUGCAGAUGUAUACUCGAGCAUGUAGUCUGGCGCCUGGCAGUGCGUUGAGUCGAUUCAAAAAGGCCAGAUGUCUCAUGAGCCUUGGACGACCUCGAGAGGCGUUGACCGAACUACUCAUAUUGAGAGAUGUGGUCCCGGAUGAAGCAAACGUGUGGUUCUUGAUGGGUCGGCUCUACAAGACUCUUCGACAGAAAGGCGACGCUGCUGCACAAUUCAUCAAGGACGCAAUGGAAAGUCUUGACGACAUCGAUGAAGAUAUGGAUUAA
Messenger RNA from Rhinocladiella mackenziei CBS 650.93, 2391 nucleotides. RefSeq lists its product as uncharacterized. The coding region runs from base 1 to 2391 and encodes 796 amino acids. Lineage: Eukaryota; Fungi; Ascomycota; Eurotiomycetes; Chaetothyriales; Herpotrichiellaceae. Gene Ontology annotation, biological process: cell division. The record is from RefSeq and is a predicted model, not a curated record. The transcript has 2 exons. Gene Ontology annotation, molecular function: protein binding.